This is a messenger RNA of Tribolium madens (black flour beetle), 496 nucleotides long. RefSeq lists its product as uncharacterized. Gene Ontology annotation, molecular function: odorant binding. The record is from RefSeq and is a predicted model, not a curated record. The transcript is spliced from 2 exons. Gene Ontology annotation, biological process: sensory perception of smell. Lineage: Eukaryota; Metazoa; Arthropoda; Insecta; Coleoptera; Tenebrionidae. The coding region runs from base 1 to 399 and encodes 132 amino acids.
AUGGAAAAUCGUCUCGUGCUUCUUAUCGUAAUCAAUACGCUUCUGUUGGCACAGACCGCAGCAAAACAAGAAGACUUCCAUAAGAAGUGUCUCGCUUCCUCCGGAGCAAACGCUGAUGUGAUUGCUAAAGUCCGAAAUGGGAAAUUCUCAAACGACCCUCAAACUCAGAAAUAUUUCGGUUGCAUGCUGCUUUCGGUAGGAAUAGUAAACCAGUCUGGUCAGUUGCAAGUCGAUGUACUCAGAAAAAAGGUGCCUAAAGACAUGAAGAAGGACGAAGCAAUAAAGAUUUACAUGAGUUGCAAGGAUAAAAAAGGAGCAAAUAACGAUGAAACAGCUUACUUGCUGUACAAAUGCUUUUGGGAAGCCACUCCGCGUCAUUUGAGAAUCGACGGACAAUAAACAUAAAAGUAAAUUUGUACUAAAAGAAAAAUCAAUAAAGGUUGAAAAAUUCAAAAAGAGACGUGGUAUGAGAAGAGAAUGUGUCCACUGGGGAUAC